This is a messenger RNA of Pipistrellus kuhlii (Kuhl's pipistrelle), 1544 nucleotides long. It is a transcript of the gene NDUFV1, whose product is annotated as NADH:ubiquinone oxidoreductase core subunit V1. Gene Ontology annotation, biological process: mitochondrial electron transport, NADH to ubiquinone. Lineage: Eukaryota; Metazoa; Chordata; Mammalia; Chiroptera; Vespertilionidae. The record is from RefSeq and is a predicted model, not a curated record. The coding region runs from base 87 to 1481 and encodes 464 amino acids. The transcript is spliced from 10 exons. Gene Ontology annotation, molecular function: FMN binding; NADH dehydrogenase (ubiquinone) activity; 4 iron, 4 sulfur cluster binding.
UGCGCCGCCCGGCGUUCGGGUCGCGCGGGUUCCUCGGCGGAGAUCCGUGAAGGUGACAGCGGGAGGUGACUGUGCUGGCCCCCGCGAUGCUGGCGGCGCGGCGGCUGCUCGGCGGGUCGCUCCCCGCGCGGGUGUCUGUGCGAUUCAGCGGCGACACGGCGGCGCCCAAGAAGACCUCCUUUGGGUCCCUGAAGGACGAAGACCGGAUCUUCACCAACCUGUAUGGACGCCAUGACUGGAGGCUGAAAGGUGCCCAGCGCCGCGGUGACUGGUACAAGACGAAGGAGAUCUUGCUGAAGGGGCCCGACUGGAUCCUGGGUGAGAUCAAGACCUCGGGCCUGCGGGGCCGCGGUGGUGCCGGCUUCCCCACGGGCCUCAAGUGGAGCUUCAUGAACAAGCCCUCGGACGGCAGGCCCAAGUACCUGGUGGUGAACGCGGACGAGGGGGAGCCGGGCACCUGCAAGGACCGGGAGAUCAUGCGUCACGACCCCCACAAGCUGGUGGAAGGCUGCCUGGUGGGCGGCCGGGCCAUGGGGGCGCGCGCCGCCUACAUCUACAUCCGCGGGGAGUUCUACAACGAGGCCUCCAACCUGCAGGUGGCCAUCCGAGAGGCCUACGAGGCCGGUCUGAUCGGCAAGAACGCCUGCGGCUCCGGCUACGACUUCGACGUGUUCGUGGUGCGCGGGGCCGGGGCGUACAUCUGCGGGGAGGAGACCGCGCUCAUCGAGUCCAUCGAGGGCAAGCAGGGCAAGCCGCGCCUGAAGCCGCCCUUCCCCGCAGACGUGGGAGUGUUUGGCUGCCCCACCACCGUGGCCAACGUGGAGACGGUGUCCGUGUCCCCCACCAUCUGCCGCCGAGGGGGCUCCUGGUUCGCCAGCUUUGGCCGCGAGCGGAACUCGGGCACCAAGCUGUUCAACAUUUCUGGCCACGUCAACCACCCGUGCACUGUGGAGGAGGAGAUGUCGGUGCCGCUGAAGGAGCUGAUUGAAAAGCACGCGGGGGGCGUCACGGGCGGCUGGGACAACCUCCUUGCUGUGAUCCCCGGCGGCUCGUCCACCCCACUGAUCCCCAAGUCUGUGUGCGAGACGGUGCUGAUGGACUUCGACGCGCUGGUGCAGGCCCAGACGGGGCUGGGCACGGCCGCGGUGAUCGUCAUGGACCGCUCGACGGACAUUGUGAAAGCCAUCGCCCGCCUCAUCGAGUUCUACAAGCACGAGAGCUGCGGCCAGUGCACGCCCUGCCGGGAGGGUGUGGACUGGAUGAACAAGGUGAUGGCCCGCUUUGUGAGGGGGGACGCCCGGCCGGCCGAGAUCGACUCGCUCUGGGAGAUCAGCAAGCAGAUAGAGGGCCACACCAUCUGCGCGCUGGGCGACGGGGCCGCCUGGCCCGUGCAGGGCCUGAUCCGACACUUCCGGCCGGAGCUGGAGGACCGGAUGCAGCGGUUUGCCCAGCAGCACCAGGUCGGGCAGGCCGCCGCCUGAGCCUGCUGCCCCGGCUGGUGUCCUCGUCCAGACGGCGGGACAAUAAAGCCAGUGCCGCCCACU